AUGGCGGUGCUGUGCUCGAUUCGCGUGGGCUGGGGCCGAUCCCGUAGGGCCCCCGGGAGUGACCUCGGCCAGGCUCCCGGGACGGACGGCAUCGGCCGCAGCAUCUCCGGCGGAGCCUCCAGCAAGGAGUGGAACGGACCGUGCACCGCGGCGUCGCGGCCCCGCUCGACGUCGCUGGACUUCCAGCAGCGGCAGCGGUGCUUCGAGCCCAACAGGCCGUCCGGCGCGGCGUGCAGCUCCAGCACCGUCCGCCCCGCCAGGGCCAGCCCGCAGCCGCGGGCCCGCCUCGCGCCGCAGAGAAAGAUGGUAGCGGACGAGCCGAGCUCCCGCGGCUACGAGCUGCUCUUCGUGGCCGAGGACGGCGCUGGACCCCGCUGUGGCGAGCGUCGGCUCGCUGGCGCAUCCCACUCUGGCGGCGGCGUCCUUCCGGCGGCUGGCUCUCGCGAGGCUCCCCUCGCCGGCGGUGGGCUCCGGCGCGGCGCGGCGGCUUCGAGGUUGCUGCGACGACGCCACCGCUGCGUGCCUGGCGUGCCAGGAGAGGGCAGGAGCGUGGCGGAGUACUGCACCGAGAAGGGCAGACACGUCGCCACGCCCGGGUGCGAGGAGGAGACGCCACCACCGGGCCGUGGUCGUGGUCUGGGCGUGCUCGUCAGGGCCUGGUGGCCAUCAGGUGCCCGGCCGUGCUGCUGGACGUGGGCCGGGGCAGCCUGCCGGCCGCCCCCGUGCGAGGGUGCCCGGAGUUCCUGCCCGGCGGCUACCUCGGCGGGCUCCCCGGAGCGCGGGCCGCCUGGCCGAGGAUCCGCCAGAUACGCUGCUGGUCGUGUCCGACCUCCUUGGCGGGUCCGUGUUGGGCGCGGACGGGCAGGUGGUCGCAGCAACUCUUGCUGCACGGAGUGA
This is a messenger RNA of Prorocentrum cordatum, 897 nucleotides long. Lineage: Eukaryota; Dinophyceae; Prorocentrales; Prorocentraceae. The record is from the annotation of a GenBank genome assembly.